AUGUCUCAUCACGCAGGUGUCAAGCCCAUCACGGCCGCACUGGAAGACACACAAGACGACGUCAAGAAAGCACCAACAUGCGACGAGGAUAUCGAAACUGCCAGUGAGCAAAUCGGCUACAGUCAAACCAAUGAACAGCAAGAUGCCACUUUGAACGGCGUCUUUGGCGCUGCUGCUGCCGCUGGUGGCGAACAGUUUCGCGUAUUGGGAAAGUGGAAAACGGGCAUCGUGUUGAUUCAUACUGAGGUUGGAAUCGGCAUUCUUGCCUUGCCGUCGGUUCUCCAACGCAUCGGCCUCAUUCCCGGUCUCAUCGCAAUCCUGGGCAUCGGAGCUCUAUCCACAUACACAGCAUAUGUUCUCCUGCUGUACUGGAAGAAGUACCGCCACAUUGACAACCUCCCAGACGCGCUGCAAGUUCUUGGCGGCAAGGUCUUGGCGACUAUUGGUGCCGUCGGUCUCAUCAUCAACCUCAGUCUUGCUUUUGUUAUCGCCUUGGCCGUAGCCUCACCACAACUCGCUCCUCCCGGAGCCGACAUCAAAAUCAAGUUGUGGGGGAACCCAACUUUCCAAGAAGGAUUCACCGCUAUUCUCAGCAUCUGCUACUCCUUCGGUGGCAGGCAAGGCUUCUUCACAGUCAUGGCUGAGAUGAAAGACCCAGCAAAGGAUUACGUCUCCGCCCUGGUUAUUUUGCAGUCCUUUGCCAUCCCCAUCUAUCUCGUCACUGGAGGUGCCAUCUAUGGACUCGCCGGCGACUAUGUCACAUCCCCUGCCAUUGGAACAGCUCCUUUGCUCCCAGCAAAGGUGGCUUACGGCAUUCUCCUCUCGACUCUUUUCUGCACAGGCCUAUUUUACGGUCACGCCGGCAUCAAGUACCUCUUUGUGGUAACCAUGCGCGACCUGCUCAAGAUCCCACACCAAAUGACAACCAACACCGUCAAGUCAUGGAGCAUCUGGGUUCUCCUGGGAACAGGGUUCUGGAUCUUGGUUUUCGUCCUCGCGAACGCUAUUCCAGUCUUCAACUCUAUCAUUGCUGUGUCAUCUGCCUUGCUGGUUGCCUGGUUCUCAUUCGGAUUACCUGGAAUUUUCUGGCUGCAUCUCAAUUGGAAACAACAGUUCUCUAGCAAGCGCAUGAUCGCGCUGUCCUGCUUGAAUUGGGGACUAGUGUUCAUGGGCGCGUUCCUCAACACAGCGGGCCAAUGA
Molecule: messenger RNA, 1200 nt
Organism: Colletotrichum chrysophilum
Lineage: Eukaryota; Fungi; Ascomycota; Sordariomycetes; Glomerellales; Glomerellaceae
Exons: 3
Coding region: 1-1200 (399 amino acids)
Biological process (GO): amino acid transmembrane transport
Cellular component (GO): vacuolar membrane
Molecular function (GO): amino acid transmembrane transporter activity
Source: RefSeq, a predicted model, not a curated record